Molecule: messenger RNA, 2158 nt
Organism: Conger conger (European conger)
Lineage: Eukaryota; Metazoa; Chordata; Actinopteri; Anguilliformes; Congridae
Gene: hey1
Product: hes-related family bHLH transcription factor with YRPW motif 1
Exons: 5
Coding region: 224-1189 (321 amino acids)
Biological process (GO): regulation of neurogenesis; circulatory system development; anterior/posterior pattern specification
Cellular component (GO): nucleus
Molecular function (GO): DNA-binding transcription factor activity, RNA polymerase II-specific; protein dimerization activity; RNA polymerase II cis-regulatory region sequence-specific DNA binding
Source: RefSeq, a predicted model, not a curated record
UGUUCUUUUUCUGGAUGCCGAAACUGCACUGUCACUCAAAGCCCUGUUGAUUUUUCAUUGGCUUACCACUUCCUUCUCCUCCCCCUAUGACUGACAGUGGUGCUGAAAUGAUACCGUGGGAAAGCUUGGUUCUUUAAACGGGUGAACUGGUGGUGCAGUUGACACAAGUACUCUGACCAGGCGCACGAUAAAGGACUAGGAGAACCUUACUCAAGACAUCAAAAUGAAAAGAAAUCACGAUUUCAGCUCCUCGGACAGUGAGCUCGAUGAAAACAUUGAGGUAGAGAAAGAGAGUGCUGAUGAAAAUGGGAACCUCUGUUCUCCGCACGGAUCGAUGUCUCCCUCAACAUCGACUCAAGUACAGGCGAGGAAACGGCGUCGAGGAAUCAUUGAAAAGCGUCGCCGUGACAGGAUCAACAACAGCCUGUCUGAACUCCGCAGACUCGUGCCAAGCGCUUUUGAGAAGCAGGGCUCGGCGAAAUUGGAAAAGGCGGAGAUACUGCAGAUGACUGUCGAUCAUUUGAAGAUGCUUCAUGCCGCUGGAGGAAAAGGGUACUUUGAUGCCCACGCGCUGGCGAUGGAUUACCGGGGCCUGGGUUUCCGCGAGUGCCUGGCGGAGACGGCGCGCUACCUGAGCAUCAUCGAGGGGCUGGACAGCGCCGACCCGCUGCGCAUCCGCCUGGUCUCCCACCUCAACAGCUACGCCUCCCAGAGGGAGGUGCACUCGGGCCUGGGCCACCUGGCCUGGGGCUCGGCCUUCGGGACUCCGCCCGCCCACCUGGCGCACCACCUCCUCCUGCAGCACCAGCAACAGCCGGCCUCAGCCUCGCGCAGCUCCACCAGCAGCCCCCCUUCCUCCUCCUCUUCCUCCUCCACCUCCUCCUCCCCCUCCGCCUCCUCGUCCUCCUCUGAGCCCCACGCCCCCAGCCGGCUCGGCGGAGCAUCGCACCCCGAGGCGGGGCACGGGCCCCUCAGGAUGCCCCCGAACGCCGGCCUCCCCCCGGGCCUGCCGGUGGCCGCCUCCAAGCUCUCGCCUCCCCUGCUCUCCUCGCUCUCCUCCCUGUCGGCGUUCCCCUUCUCCUUCAGCGCAUUCCCGCUGCUCUCCCCCAGCGCCCUCAGCCCCUCCGGCCCCUCCGCCUCCCUGGGGAAGCCCUACCGGCCCUGGGGGAUGGAGAUCGGGGCUUUCUGAACUCUCCCCACCCCUCCCACCCUGAACUGAGCGCACCAGCUGAGCUGGGCUUCUCGUGAAAACAGCCAAAACAACAGGCGGCCAUUUUCUUUUUUUCUCUCUUGCUGUUUUUUAUUUUCUUUCUUCUUAUUUUUGGCAGUAGAGAGACGUAGAAUUACAGUUUUAGUAAUUCUCUUUCUUUGAACAAAAGAGGAAAGGACAAAACAGACUAAUUUACAGCAUCAUUGACUGCGUUUUUUUCAUUUUAUUUUGAGCAGUGAGGGUUUGGUGGGGUCUGCCCCCCUUCCACUGUUAGUGCCACUCCUAUUUUAAACUAAUCAAGGGUGGACUGCCCAGAUGGUCAAGCUGUUGCCCAUUUACUUCUGUGAAACUGUCCUCUUUGUCUCUGUGUUUAGCUGCGUGCUGCACUGCUACCUUUCCCGACUACUGAGAGGAAGGCGCAGACACUCUUGCAUAAUAAACCGUGGGCUGGAAUCGCCGAAAACCAACUGUUUAUAUAACGGUCCGUUUUUAAACAUUAUAUGCAAGUGACAUUGACUUGAAGAGUCAUGUGUGAAAUGUCAUCAUUUCGACAGAUUCUAUGCCAUCACCCUUGGGUUGCCAGCUUUGUGUCUUAAGAUUUAGACUUGACUCCUGGUUACGAUGCUGCAUUCAAUCAACUGGAAAACCCAGUCAGUUCUCUUAUGUGUUCCUAUGGUAUUAACUCACCAUAUUAACCUUCAAAGUCACUAUCCUGACUAACAAUAUUAUUUGAAUCUGUUGUUGCCAAUAGAGUGUAGUUUUGUAUUUCUCAAGUCAAGUAGUCGAUUUUUAUUUUUUCAAAAAGGAUUUCAUUUUUAGAAUUCUGUAUGCAUGUCUGAGACUUGCAAAGCUGAAUUUCAUUUUAUUGUAUAUAUUUAUGUCUAUAAAUAAGAUGUUAAAACACCUAAGGCCUUUUCCAGGUGCCUUGGAAUACACACUUUGAUCAAU